CGCAGUGCUAUGAGACUCAACAAUACAAACCAACCUUACAUUCAACUCAUAUACUGCAAAUAAACCUAUUUCAGAAACCGUCCGUCGCGAGCAGACAUUUUGCAGCCAUUAUAACCGAGAACGAUGCUCCCACCUUCUUCCCUCGUCCCGCCCCGCACAUGGAGAAGAAAACAUGAGACAAACUCUCAAGAGGUGAAUGACAAUGACUUCUUCAUCUCAACAGAUCCAAAAUUCCUAUCAGCAAAGGCAAUUAAUGAUGCCUUCUCCAUGGAGUUUCUCUACUGGGCGAAACCCUUCCCCGAAGAAGUCCUGAAACAGAUCUUAGCGGGGUCACUCUGCUUUGGAGUUUACAAACGUCCCUCGCGCCUGCGAGAUAACGAACAUAAAGUCGACAUCGAAGAGAGUGAUGCAAGUCGGAAUAAUUCCCAGCUAAGCGGCGAAAAUCUAUCUAUAGAUACCGAAUCCGUUGAACAAGUGGGGUUUGCUCGUCUCAUCACCGAUACCAUCACGUUUGCCUAUUUGGCGGACGUCUAUAUCCUACCUGCGUAUCAGUCCUGCGGACUGGGUUCCUGGCUCAUCGACUGCAUUGCAGAGACUCUAUCCGGGAGCAAUAUGCCGUAUAUGAGGAGAGUGAUGCUGGUGGCAGAAGAAGGCAAGAAUGAAAGAUUCUAUGGAGAUACGCUUGGCGUGCAGGCUAUUGGGAGAGAAGAAAGGCCAGAGAUGGGGAAGUUAUUCGUUUUUCUGGGGAGGAGGGGAGGUGUUCCGUCGAAAACGGUGUCAAAUGCGUAACGUCGCAGUAGAUCUCGAAGACA
Molecule: messenger RNA, 812 nt
Organism: Paecilomyces variotii
Lineage: Eukaryota; Fungi; Ascomycota; Eurotiomycetes; Eurotiales; Thermoascaceae
Exons: 1
Coding region: 124-789 (221 amino acids)
Molecular function (GO): acyltransferase activity, transferring groups other than amino-acyl groups
Source: RefSeq, a predicted model, not a curated record